Molecule: messenger RNA, 1860 nt
Organism: Coregonus sp. 'balchen'
Lineage: Eukaryota; Metazoa; Chordata; Actinopteri; Salmoniformes; Salmonidae
Source: the annotation of a GenBank genome assembly
AUGAAAGAUUAUGACCCAGAUGACACGCUAGCUGAUGAGGUGAGUGAUGUUUCCUUUAACCUGGAAGAAAACAAUUCUAUAAUUAUACUGACCUUAAUGGGUAUCUAUCUGGACAGUCAUGUUUAAAUUUGUGAGUAACUAUAACUUGUUACCAUACUAUUAUAUGUUAUUAUUCACAUACUUAAUUUCAUGCAGUAAUGAAGUGCUACUAUCUUAGCUUCUAGGGAAUUAAUCUUGUAUUCGCUGACAGAUAAACAGAUGAACUAGCAAAACUAUACAGUUUUAAAGCCUUGCACUAGCAUCAUUUUCCAACCCCAAGUUUGCCACUUUCUUUUUUCUUUUUUAUUCUUCAAACCAAUGGCUGGCACAUUGUAUAAAUAUUUUAAAUGAAUCCUGUUCAACCACGAAAGAUUGAUUAUUUUCAUCAGUAUUCCAUUUUGUUGGGCAAUACUCCACCAUCUGAGAAAUUAAUAGGAGAUUUGUCGCCUGACGCAGCAGCCUGAGAGGAAAUGGCCAUUUAUUCAACAGGGAUACUUUACAGUUUGGAGAUGAAAAUCCCUCUCACCAAAGAGAAAUGACCAUGGGUGCUUGGCCCGGCCUCCGGCCCAGAGAUCUAGUUACAGAUGCUCAGCGCAUUGACUCUCUGUGCCCAGUGAUCAAUCAUGAUGCUCUCUCCCCCAGCAUAGAGUGUUGCAGGCAGCUCUUUGCCGUAGGAAACCAUGGGGAUAGGGGCACCUUACACUGGCUGCCCUGUAGGGCUUGAAUCAUUUACAAUGUUGCUCUGCUUUGGAGAUUUGUUCUGCCUUCAAAUUGUUGUCCUCAUACUUCAUCAUAGUGCUCCCUAUGCUGCUGUUCUGUUAUUGAUUCCUACUUUCACUCUGGUUGCAUGCAAUGCAAUAGGUUGUCCAUAGCUGCAUCCUGUUUCCUAUGAAGUGCACUUAAUUUGCCUCUGGCCAAAUGUAUUGCACUUUAAAAGGAAAUGGGGCCAUUCCUGUCUCUCACUGGAAGUAUAUACCGGAGAGAUCCUUUAUCUUUAUUCUAUAUGUCUAUGCUACAUAUUCUGCAUUUGUUUACCUUGUGCCACUUUCCACAGUUCUGGAUGGCAUCUCUCUCUCCAGUGCUCCAACAAGUCGGUCUGUGUGUUCCUAUUGGCUAUGUACACUGACGGACAGCCCACAGAGAAUGCUGAAUGGUUCUGUAAGUGGCUGGAGGAGGCAUUCACUGACUUCAGAAAUGGGAAAACCUACCUGAAAGCACUGAGAUAUACAGUGCUUGGCCUGGGCAACUCUGUGUAUGGCAGCUACUACAAUAUGGUAAGAGAUCUGACUGAAUACUGUAUGUCUCCUAUCGAUAUGUUUCCACUAUGUGUGUAGUGCUGCUACUUACACUUAUGAAAUUAUCAGUUUCUUUGCUUAUCUGAUAUACAUUCCUCUUUUGUACACACUAGAAUACUAAGCUCAUUCAAUCGAUUAUCAUUACCACUAUGACUGUUCUCUCCUGUCCAAUAGCUAAUCAUCCACUUUCUCUAGACUCACUGAAAACACAUCAUUCAACCCCUUCUUCCCUCUCCCUUAGGUGAGUAAAAACGUGGACAAGUGGCUGUGGAUGCUGAGCGACAUCCGUGUUCUGUCCAGAGGAGAUGGCAACUGCAACGUAGUGAAGAACCGUAAUUGCAGCGUACAGGCUGACUUCCUGCUCUGGAAGACCAAGUUCCUGAGCUGCCUGCAGGCCCUGGUUGCAGAGCAGAAGAAGGCCUGUAGUGGAAACUAUAAGAUGGGAGGCUCCUGUAAGACCAGGAAUAGGAAGAAACCACAGGAGAAGACAGGACGAACAGGCAUCUCCAGAACAGCUCAACUCUGA